GCCAAACAACAGCUGAGUUAAGCAGACACGGCGGUGACAGGUUAGGUUGAGCGGAGGAGGCCUUCCUGAUCGUAGUUAAAGGAGCUGUAGGAGACAGGAUGAAUGUUGGUGUCGCUCACAGUGAGGUUAAUCCAAACACCCGGAUAAUGAACAGCCGGGGAAUCUGGCUGGCCUACCUCAUUUUAGUCGGAAUUCUCCACGUCGUCCUGCUGAGCAUUCCAUUCUUCAGCAUUCCUGUGGUGUGGACCCUCACUCAUGUCAUCCAUAACUCGGCAAUGUAUUGGUUUCUGCACACGGUUAAAGGAACACCAUUUGAAACUCCAGACCAGGGAAAGGCACGAUUACUUACACACUGGGAGCAAAUGGAUUAUGGGAUUCAGUUUACGUCUUCACGCAAGUUUCUCACCAUCACUCCAAUAAUUCUGUAUAUGCUAGCAAGUUUCUACACUAAAUAUAAUGUUGUUCAUUUCCUGGUGAACACCACAUCUUUGCUCACCGCACUCAUUCCCAAACUCCCACAGCUGCACGGUGUCCGAAUCUUUGGCAUCAACAAGUAUUGAGUGGGUGCAUGACCUCUGGGUGAAUGCUGAAAGGUGAUGCUGCCAGUAGCUCCAAACAACCUAAGAAAGGGAGCAGCAUGAGCAAUGGGCAUAAUGUACUGAGACAAUGACUGAUGAAGGAACUGCUGGCACUACCUCUUGAAACACCAACUGUUUUCUUACCUGCACAAGUGAAAGAUUUUGUAUGUGUGAGUUUACUCCUGUGUAUAAGCUGCUCAUGUAUAAUUUUGUACUUUUUUUCUCCUUCUUUGCAUUAUAUGUGUACAAUUAAAAGAGGUUUACGUCAAUAAGGGUGUGGAGGAGUGUUUGUGCAAUUAAGGUAAAAGAUUUAGAAAAGAUUCACAAAACGUCAACUCUGCUGCCACCUAUAGUGCCUUGCAAAUUCCAACCAACUGAUUUCUUCCUCACUCCCAUCGUGGCACAUACCUUACUAUCUGUAACUAUGGCAAAGCUGCUGUUUGAUCUUACUUGACCUCUCCUUGCAAUCUUCUCUGAAACUUUCACUGAAUUGGGAGUCCUAUUCUUUUAUCUUGCACUUUAGAAAGUCAUUCUGGCAUUGCAGUAGCAUAGCUUUGAGAUAGUGUAUAAAAGGGUUGCAUAUAGUGAUAUGACAGUGAGGGGUCCUUGAUCUUGGUAAUGCUUUAAAUCAUAGCCCUUGUCAUUGUGUUUGACUUUUAACAUUACUGUACGCACAAGUAGUAUUCAAAUUUCAACAUCUCAACUACCACCACCCAAUGUACAUAACUUGAUUAUUCACAUUCCAAAGGUGAAAAGGUCCAGUGCUAAGCCUAUUGUCCACCUAUGACUAUAUGGCACCUUAGAAACUAUUGAUCCAAGGAUUAAUCAAAUUCUUGUUGAGAGUUGUUUGAAAGGAGUUAAUGCUAAUACAAUCUUGACUGGAUUCUUAAUCUCUGAGUCCACAACAUCGGGUCUCAAGAAUGGAAAAGUUUCAGUACUUCCAAAAUGAAAUUGUUAGGUGCACUUUUUCCUUAAUACUGGAAUUGCAACCAGAAACUGAACUAAUGCUAGUCCCAGUGCAUUGACAAAUGUCUGGAAGCACAAAGCAAUGCAAAAGUGAACUGGAAUUGUUCAAUUACUCUGUCUUGAAGCACUGAACUACAGGUUUGUAACUUUUAUUACUUGUAAUCUUAUCUACUUAACAAAAGUGAACUGUUCAUUCAGUUUAACCAUUACCUGUAGUUAUCAGUUAACCAAGCUGUCAGCUGUGGUUUGGUGGAGAUCAUGCUUUUCUGGAAGUUAAAAAGGUCAAUCCUAUUCCAGAAACUAGAACACAAAUAUUUAGACUUACAUUCCAAUGCUCAAAGUUCCACACUUCUCCUGAUGUCAUCUUUCAGAUAAAAGAAUAAACCAAGUUCCAAUUUGACUGCCAAGGUGCAUGAAGAUCCCGCAGCACUACUUCAAUUAAAAAGAAACAAAGAAGUUCGAUCCCUGACUCUGGGCAACACUUAUCCCUUGGUCAGUAUCAGUAAAACUGAUUACAUUGCCAUUGUCACAUUGCUGUUGGAUCUAGCUGUGCAGUUACACUGACAAAUUUCAAAAGCACUUAAUUGGUUGUAAAGCACUUCAGGAUAUCGGAGGUCAUGAAGUUUGGUCUAUAAAUACACUUUUACGAAAUAAAGAGCUCAAAUUGGCCUUC
Molecule: messenger RNA, 2217 nt
Organism: Chiloscyllium plagiosum (whitespotted bambooshark)
Lineage: Eukaryota; Metazoa; Chordata; Chondrichthyes; Orectolobiformes; Hemiscylliidae
Source: RefSeq, a predicted model, not a curated record